This is a messenger RNA of Leishmania mexicana MHOM/GT/2001/U1103, 2541 nucleotides long. RefSeq lists its product as hypothetical. The transcript has a single exon. The coding region runs from base 1 to 2541 and encodes 846 amino acids. The record is from RefSeq and is a predicted model, not a curated record. NCBI's taxonomy places the organism in Eukaryota, Euglenozoa, Kinetoplastea, Trypanosomatida, Trypanosomatidae.
AUGUCACUGCCUCGUGAAGAAAUCAGCGUGGAGUUGGGGGCCGACACGCCGGAUCACUCCCGCACCGACCAUCCCUUUAACCGCAGCCGCCACGACAGCCUGGCGAGCUCGCGCUUUAGCAGUCGCCUCAGCCGGCGCUCCAGCGUACGCGAUGAAGUGCAGUCGCUCGAUGAGUUCCUGCGAAAGCAGCGCGUCAUUCGGUACAUGCAGGAGGAGCGGGAGCGUGCGGAGCGGUCGAAGCUGCUGCGCGAGGAACACGACUUCUGGGUCGAGUUCCGCGAUCGUGAGCGUGCGGAGCGUCUGAAGUACAUGACAGAGCAGGAGAUCGUGGAGCUGCUGCAGAGGGAGGCGGACGAGGCUACGCGCGAAAACAGCCCCGCUGACCGGUUCCACCUUCGGGCAACCGAGGAUACGUUGCGGCGCCGCCACAUCACGGCGGAUGUGCAGCGCGGGGAGGAAGAUGCUGUGUUGGCGCGUCUCAAGGGCGAGGUGCAGGUGGAUGGUAUUCGACUCGCUGCUGAGCAAGAGACCUCGGUGAUGGUAGAGGUCAUGACAGUGGCAGAGCGCACGCGGCGCGUCUGCAUUGAGAGCCAGCAGCGUGAAGAGGACUUGACAGCAAAGUGCAAGCAGCUGAUGACGGAGCUAGAGGAAGCCAGGGCUUCCGCCACGCGAGCCCAACGAUACCAGAGGCGCGCCGAAGACGAUCUGGCACGGGAGCAAGAGAAUUCGCAGAAAGAGAAAGCUGCCGCCGCAGCCAGCAAGGAGGCCAACGAGAAACUCUCGAAGGAAUUAGCCGAGGUGCGGGAGCAACUCGCAGCCUCUGAGGCAGAGAGGAAGAAGGCGGAAGCUGCAACGGCACAGGCUGUGCGGGAGGCUACACGAAAGGAGAAGGAGCUCACCAGUCUGAGGAAACGCAACGACGAGCUGGCGGCACAGCAGGCAUCGCAGACGGCCGCCGCCAAGGACGAGAAGCAGCGCGCAUCUCCGUUUCAGGAAGAGCUGAGGGCGUAUAGGGAUGCACUGGAGAAGGAGCAGGCAGUGCGAAGCAGGGCUGAGACCGAGCUGGCGGCGCUGCGGGAGCAAGCAAAGGUGCUCGAGGCGAAGGUGGCUGCCGCGAGUGCGCCCGACCCGAAACAGGUGGCAGAUAACAUGCGGAAACUGAAGGCCGUCGCCGACGACGCCCGCAAGGCGCAGGCUGACCUCGUAAAGGAGCGCCAGGCGCGCGAGAGUGCUGAGGCUGCCGCGGUGGAGGCGAGAGAUGCCCUAGCGAAGGAGCAAGCGGCGCGCGAGAAGGCAGAGAAGGAGGCGCAGAGGGCGCUGGCGGCGUCAAGCGUUCCAGCACUACAAAUGCAAGAGGCCGUGUUGGAUCGCAAAAAGCUAGCUGAGGCGGAGAAGAAGCUGGAAGAGAUGCGUAGGGCACGGAACAGGGACGCGGCUGAGAAGACCGCACUGAAGCGUGAGAUGCAGAAGGUGAAGAGGGAUCUCGAAGAUGAAAGCACUGCGCGGGCCCAGUUUGAGCAGCUCGCAUCGCAAGCCGUUAGCGCAGACGACCGGGUUCCACGGAGGGAGGUGGACCAGCUGCGAAGGGAACUGCACAUCUCGCAGGAGCAAUGCGACGCAGCACGACGGGACACCGUUGCGUGCCAGCAGAACGCAGCCCGCGAGAUCGCCUCACUCAAGGCGUGGUGCGAGCGCCUGCAGCAGCAGCAUCGCAUGCAGCAGCAGCUGCUUCAAAGUGAUGAGGAGUUCACCCCGCGGACGGCAACACCAACCCCGCACUCUCGCACGCCGCGCUCUGUGCGGAGGCGGAUCCCACAAGACCUCGCGUCUGAUCAGCGGCAGGCGGAGGAGAAGGCGGCAAGCGACCAGCGCAUUCGCGAACUGGAGGCACACGUGACGCGGCUGCAGGCGGACCUCCAUAGGAGCAAGGACCAAGAAAGUAAGGCGGUCGCAGAGGCGGAGCAGGCGCGUAAGGCACCCAAAGCGACCGCCGCCACCUCCAUGCGUGAUUCGUGGAAGGCGUUUCCGGGCCCAUCCGAGCGUGGUGCCGCGGUGGAGCAAGAGGCCAAAGAGAGGGCGAUGCUGCAGCGGUUGGACGCCUUGGAGAGGGAGCGCGCGGAGGCGGAAAGGAAGUACGAUGAUCUCGUUGUGGCCCACAGACACUCAGAGGCCGCUCGCUGUGAGGCGGAGCUGCAGGUUUCGGUGCAGCGGGCGGAGAUUGAGCAACGACGAAAGGAAGAGCCUCAGUCGUACACUUCAGCGCUGAGGAACUAUGAAACGGCACGCUCGGAGCCGAUCUCAGCGACUGCUGAUGAGAGCACGAGCGCACUCGAGGAGCGCAUCAAGGAGCUGGAGCGGCAUCUGACAGAGGAGCGUGCGGCUCGAGAGGCCGCUGAGAGGCGCGCAGAGGGGCUUCAAAAGCUAUGUGCUGCGCCAGGGACUGACGCCAAAUCUGCAGCGCAGGUGGCGGAGGCGAAUGUCUCCUCAAGCGGUGCAGGAGCCACAGGCAGGACCCGGAAGGCGAAGGGCGGGUGCUGCUAG